AUCGAGUCGUAAGUAGUUAGCCCCGGGAAAGAUGCUUACGAUCAUUAUUUGCCCAGCCUUUCUCUCUGAGAUUGACGGCAUACUAGUCAAGAUGAUUUGAAUGUAUGAUGACAUCCUUCGUCGCGUUUAUAAAGCUGCGUCUUCUAUUAACUCUAUGGUCAAAUCAAUUACUUCCGCUCGUCAGCGUACUCGUGCACAAACCGCAGCUUUCCUCCUUGGAACUUGUCCGGACCUGCCCAGUGUCGGGGCCAGUGAGAUCACUCGCAUGCGCGCGGUCCGGCACUUUUAUGAGCGGAUGACUCAAACCCCAUCAUUAGAAGAACUCACCGUACAACAGCCUUGCCAGGUUCAACUCGACAAAAUCGAGUUUAGAAUUCCUUUACACACUCUGGAUAGAAACCAAUCAACUACUUAUGUGGACCGCUCUCACUCCGAAUCAGAUUGCCGCAUAGACAUACUCGACUCAAUUAAGGCCACGAUGGAUGUCUCAAAGACAUAUCAACACUUGGGGUGGCGUUUGUCUACCGCCCGCCGCUUAGACCCACCUCAUCGACUUUUAACAUCGCAUGAUCUUGAUAGCGCUUUCAAGGCUGCGAGGACGGAACAGGGAUCUGGCAGGAAAACAAAGCAAGUUUUUAUCGAAAUUCUCAAUACUGCUCGAAAAGAGAAGCAAAUACGACAGCAGGCAGGUACAUCUCCUGCGGGCGAGUACAAAAAAGAGUUGGCAACAGUCACAAGUAAGUUACGCUGCUCCGACCAUCAGCUUGGAGAGGACACAUUCUGCUGGGUCGAUGCAUCUCAUCCCGACACUCCACACUAUCCGUUGUGCACACGGGACCUGCAGGAGUGGGCUAAAUAUUUGUAUGAAACUGGAGUUCCAGACUUCGUCACUCUACCCAGGACACCCCAUUUUAAUGAAGUUCGAAAGACACGUAAGGAGCGAACUCCGUUGUCGCUCCAGAGGGUGUCCACCGAAAUCAUAUCACCCGUCAUACAUAAUCAUAUUCACCUUUCACCCACCACCGAUGAGAUGACCUCUGGUAACUCAGGAAUGCUUGCGAGAGAACGAGGAGAAGCUCGUAUGGCUCUCCAACCGCUCAAGAGGACUUUUGCGCUCUAUAUGGAGAGCGAUGAGGAGUCCGACGACGACGAACCGCCACAACAUAUUGAGGACGUCCUUGGGACCGUCCAUUCUCAUUAUCCUGCCAUGAAUUUUCCCCAAUAUGUCGAGAAACUGAUGGAUCACGGCAUAUUUUAUUUGCCUACAGCGGCUCAUUUCAGUGUUGGAUUCUAUGAAGAUAAAGUCGGGAUGUCGGAGGGCUCCGCAUAUACCUUCCAGAGCUGUGUUUCCAAAUUUCACAUGAAGGCCGAACUUGCAAAGGAGAGAAGGAAGGCUAAAGGAAAGAAGAAAGCACGAGCCCAUGAUGGCGAUGAGAAUGAAGAAAAUACUCCCGUUUCUAAUGGUAGUCAAAGUAGCAUUUGAUCGAACGGUGCGCCUCGCCUCGCGUUUCCAUUUGACUUUGUGCUGUUGUUUACUUGGUAUUGCAGAAUUCGUCUAAUGUAGCCUGCUUUGCAUUCCGCGACUCCUCGCGCUGUAGUGUUGCCGGAGUCUCGUCUGAUUCGUUUUACAAGAACCUUCACAUCUCUCCUGUACUAGUAGUCUUGCUAUCAUCUACUCUUCCUUCUCCUCAAUAUUAAUUCUCUCACUGUUAAUAUUUAUUCGCGAGUCUCUUGUUCUCGCCUUACUAUCACGCAUCGACUCUUUCAAUGUUAGUUCUCUCAUCUUCACCCGAGUCACGCGUUAAUACAAAGGUUUGAGCUAUUUGGCUCACGC
This is a messenger RNA of Suillus fuscotomentosus, 1834 nucleotides long. RefSeq lists its product as uncharacterized. The transcript is spliced from 5 exons. NCBI's taxonomy places the organism in Eukaryota, Fungi, Basidiomycota, Agaricomycetes, Boletales, Suillaceae. The record is from RefSeq and is a predicted model, not a curated record. Bases 101 to 1483 code for a protein of 460 amino acids.